CCAUCCCUCCAUUUUCUACCGCUUGUCCCUUUUGGGGUUGCGUGGGGUGCUGGAGCCUAUCUCAGCUGCAUAAUAAUCAAAUAAUUCAUCCAUUUUCUCCUACUUUCGUUCUUUUGCUCAUGAGCCCACCCCGAAGCAACCCAGGGGAUUCCCUCCUCCUUUUCACUGUUCACGUUUUUCCUCCUGAAUUGCGCGUACUGGUGGCGAGCGACGUGAGCGCGCUUCCUUGGAAGGGUUCCCCCUCCGCCCCCGCCCCCCUCCUACCUCUGCGCUUCCAGCUCCGUGCGCGACGCCUCCAUCCGCCAGACGAGAAGUUGCGCGCGGCCAUGGACGUGCUCAGGAAGCGCUUGCUGGGCAUCAGCGUGGCCGUCGCGCACGGCGUCUUCUCCGGCACGCUGAACAUCCUGCUGAAGUUCCUGAUCAGCAACUUGCACUUCCGCUUCCUCACGCUCAUCCAGCUGUGUACGUGCUGCACGGCUGCCCUCGGCCUGGAGGUCCUGAGGAGGACCGGAAGGGUCUCCAUCCCCCCCUUCAGCCUGCGCCUCUCCAAGGAGUUUGCUCCGGUGUGCAUCCUGUCCACGCUGCAGUCCACGCUCACCUUGUGGUCUCUGCGGGGUCUCAGUCUUCCAAUGUACGUGGUCUUCAAGCGCUGCCUGCCCCUCUUCACGCUCUCCAUCGGCGUCUGCGUCCUCAAGAACGGUGUGCCCUCCCCGGGCGUUGUGACUGCCGUGCUCAUCACUACGGGGGGCGCUGCGCUGGCGGGAGCAGGAGACCUGAGCGGCGACCCAUUCGGUUAUGUGACAGGUGUUCUGGCAGUCAUCAUCCAUGCCUCCUACCUGGUUGUGAUCCAGAAGACCAGCGCAGACAGCGAGCAUGGACCGCUAACGGCACAGUAUGCCAUCGCCAUCAUGGCCACUCCCGUGCUGCUCCUGUGCGGCCUCAUUUCCACGGACGUGAUCAACAUGUGGUCGUACGACGGCUGGAGCGACACCCGCGUGGCCACCAUCUUCUUCUUCAGCGUGGUCAUCGGCUGCGCCAUGAACUUCACCACCUACCACUGCACCUACAUCAACUCUGCCGUCACCACCAGCUUUGUGGGCGUGGUCAAGAGCAUCGCCACCAUCACAGUGGGCAUGCUGGCCUUCAAUGACGUCGCGCCCACCGCCCUGUUUGUGGGCGGGGUCGUGGUCAACACAGUGGGCUCCAUCACGUACUGCGUGGUCAAGUUUGUUGAGACCAAGAAGAAGAGCGCCUACGAGGACCUGGAAGGCGACGGAAAGGACGCGUUGCCCCCUGCUGCUGACCUGCAGCAACAGACGCCCGCGCUCCACACUGAGGGACACGAUCCUAACGUCGAGAACCCGGAGGGCGAGGGAGCGCCACCGGACUGGGCGCCGGGGGUCGCCCUGGGAGAUGGAGGAGGGGGCGUCAUGACGGAAGAGGAAGUUGUGGAGAUGCAGAGGGAACACCUUCACAAGGGGGACGCCACCCCCGGUAGGACGGCAAGCAACUUCGUCGGCGUGUGGCGCUCUCUCACAAGCCUGACGUUCUUCAAGAAGAACACCCUCAUUGCCAACAUGGAGCAGCAGAGUCCCUGAGGGCGGGCGGGGCCACGACACACCUCCUUUGAAGUUAGCAUUAGCACUGCUAACACAUGCGCCUCGUGUUAGCGACACGCUAACCUACAUGUAGCAUGAUGAUAAAUAAUAACCAGGCAGUAACUAAGACAGCCAAAUCAGAAACCCUUGUUAGCAUGCGCUAGCCAUGAAGAUGCUAGUACCUUUGUACCAUUGUUUGUUUGUAUGUUUGAUGUGGUCCCGUGAUGCUUAUCUUUCAAAAGUUAGCCGAGCUCAGAAUCAGCACAUUUUCGCAUGCGUGUUCAAUAGAACCACAAAGUUCAGCUCAGGAACUUUUAUUUUGACGUUGACAGGAAGCAGUUUGACGUCAAAAGGCGUCUGAUUUGGACAGCCCCACCGCCCUCGAGGCAACAGGCCACCGCAGUCAGCGGCGAAGAAUGAAGAAGAUGAGUUUUUGUGGCCGUCCUCGACGAAUGUCAGAAAGCGUGUUAGCAUCUAGCGCGCUAACAGACGUCGACACGUAAAACAUGUUAAAAACAAAUCUUGUUUGCGUGGCCUCCUGUAAGCGGCGCACUCUCCUGGCCUCAGGCGUCACAUCACAAACAAAUGACAACAUAGAAGUCUUCAUAUUGACUACUAUUGAUCCCCCCUCCUCAUUUAACGCUGCAAGAAACGCCGCAUGUCCCUGAGAAACGAGACACGCUUCACUGGGACGCAGUGAGGAGGUGAUAAUGACUAGCAGAAAGUUCUCCUGGAUCACUUCAGGAAAAAGGAAAAAGCGACUCCUUUUACUCUACUUGCGAGACAAAGACUCGCUGGGACAAAAUAUGACACUUGAUGAUUGGCUAAAAAAAAAAAAACACAUUCAAUGAUUGACACUUUGACAAAAGCAAAUUAUUUCAAUGGGAAGAAAUAUAACAUCCUAAUAUUAAUAUGAGACCUAUUCUUAGACGUCACCAGCAGCAAUCGCGCUUGUGUGUGUGUGUGUGUGUUUAUAAAUACGUGUUCGUGUGUGUGUACAUGUAUUUAUAUGUGUGUGUGUGUGUGCAGCAUGUUGAAGGAUAAAAUAAAUCCAAAAGUACCAA
Molecule: messenger RNA, 2662 nt
Organism: Nerophis ophidion (straightnose pipefish)
Lineage: Eukaryota; Metazoa; Chordata; Actinopteri; Syngnathiformes; Syngnathidae
Gene: slc35d3
Product: solute carrier family 35 member D3
Exons: 4
Coding region: 120-1598 (492 amino acids)
Cellular component (GO): Golgi apparatus
Molecular function (GO): antiporter activity
Source: RefSeq, a predicted model, not a curated record